AUGGAGUUCGCUGUAAACGGAAUGUCAUCCAUUCUACUGCUAUUGGCAGUUUUUCCUCUCCUGGGAUCAACCCAAUUCCUUGAUCCGGAAUGUGGUAUCCGGUCUUUGUUGCAGGUUGUACCUCGUGUACUUAACGGCAAAGUGGCGGAUAGAAACUCUAGUCCUUGGAUGGCUUUUUUGUACACUUCAAGUAAUCAAUUCCUUUGCGGCGGAAGUCUCAUAUCUAACAGACUGGUACUAACUGCAGCUAACUGUAUUAUUCCGAAUACUACAAUCAUUGUUGGUCUGGGCGCGUUUAAUAGAAAGCUAAAAGGAUAUAUAGAGGAGCAUCAAGUGGAGAGGAUCUUUCUGCCCCGCUUUUACGAUCCAAACACGCAUGUCCAUGAUAUAGCCAUCAUAGAGCUGGUGGACAAUGUAGUUUAUAAAGCCAACAUCAGGCCUCUUUGCAUUAUAUUGGAUCCGACGUGGAAACAGCUUAUCGAUAGCAUGACACUGUUAACUGGUACAGGAUGGGGAAGAACUGAGUCGAUGCCCUCCAGCAAUGAGCUCAGGAUACUUAACAUUUUGCGUCAGCCAUCAACAAAGUGCGUUUUCGGCGUCUUGAGCAAUCAGUUUUGUGCCGGAAAUCGGAAUAGCAGUUUUUGCAUCGGCGAUACUGGUGGUCCUGUGGGAGUAAUGGUUAGAUAUAAAAAAGUCAAACGCUUUAUUCAAGUCGGUAUCGUCAUCACUAACAAAAGGUGCCUCACGCCAAGUGCAUUCACUGAUGUCAUAGGUCAUAUCAACUUUAUCCGUCGAGUACUUUUGAUCCACAAAGGCAACAAUAUGAUCCAGCCAACCCCAAAGCCAGAUACAGAGCUUGAGUUCGAUUGGAACAGUGUUAUGCCUAUACACUGGUAG
Messenger RNA from Drosophila erecta, 897 nucleotides. RefSeq names its product serine protease grass. NCBI's taxonomy places the organism in Eukaryota, Metazoa, Arthropoda, Insecta, Diptera, Drosophilidae. The transcript has 4 exons. Bases 1 to 897 code for a protein of 298 amino acids. Gene Ontology annotation, molecular function: serine-type endopeptidase activity. The record is from RefSeq and is a predicted model, not a curated record. Gene Ontology annotation, biological process: proteolysis.